Messenger RNA from Metarhizium robertsii ARSEF 23, 1212 nucleotides. RefSeq names its product LysM domain protein. The coding region runs from base 1 to 1212 and encodes 403 amino acids. Lineage: Eukaryota; Fungi; Ascomycota; Sordariomycetes; Hypocreales; Clavicipitaceae. The transcript is spliced from 2 exons. The record is from RefSeq and is a predicted model, not a curated record.
AUGCUUAUAUUUGCAGUCGCCGCACUCGCCGUGACGGGCCUUUCCAACGCACUGGCAGGGGACUCAGACCAACAAGCCGGCUUGCUAGCUCGUGCAAGCAGUCCAAGAUUCCCAUUCGACGAGAAUACAUCUCAGUACUGCACCUUUUGGUAUGAAAAUGAUGGAUCUAUGCCAUGUACAGAGGCCCUCGAUCUUUUCAGUGUGUCUUUAGAAGACUUUGUCCGAUGGAAUCCUUCGGUAACCUCUACAUGCGACAACUUCCUCGAGUCUCGUUCUUUCUGUAUGGAGGCUAGUGGUGAACCUGUUAUCACUACUACGUCCACUUCUACCGAGCCCACGACAACUACGAAACCAUUUAACGGUAAGUUGGAAAACUCUCUCCAUUCCUCUGGCUGGAUGCAUAUUUAUGAUGAACCAACAGGCAUUCAAACUCCCAGUCCAACCCAGCCAGACAUAAUCGACAGCUGUAAUAAAUUCUACUGGGUGAACAACGGCGAGAGCUGCGAGAACGUCGCUUCCAAGAACGGCAUUCCACUGCAAGAUUUCUUAGCCUGGAACCCUAAAGCCGGCAAUCAAUGCUACGGCCUCUGGGCCAAUGCCUACUCGUGCGUUUCCAUUAUUGGUUAUAUCCCACCCACACCCUCUGAGCCUACAAACGGCGUAGAGACACCCACGCCGAUACAGCCCGGCAUGGUUGCCGACUGUAAUAAGUUCUAUUACCUUAAAUCGGGAGACUCGUGUGGCAGUAUUGCCUCUAAUAGCGGCAUCUCAGUCUCUGACCUCAUUAAUUGGAAUCCCGGGGCUGGCAAGCAAUGUACCAGUCUAUGGGCCAAUACAUAUGCCUGUAUAGGCACGCUUCCAGCAUUCCGUAUUAAGACACGAUACCAUAUUGAUUGCACAGGCGACGUUUAUAAUGACGUUUCAGUCAGGGGUGGCAUGUGUAUAAAUACUGGAUGUUCUGUUGGAUCCCUUGAGAUCGCGGCCGAGGGAUACUGCCCAGAUGGCCAGGUUCAGAUUAGCUACUGGGAGCAACCAAACUGCGUUGGCAAGUGGUUUGGGUAUGGGUAUACUAAACGGGGCCAGUGUCGCGGUGUCUGGACUGAUGGAUGGAAGUUCAAGUCGUUAUUUCUACGGUGCGCUAAGGAGGAAGAUGAUUGCGUUAGCCAGGGGACCUGCGCAUACGACCCAGAGCCUGAUACAUCUCUUUGUUAG